AUGGCCCUGGCCCGGGCGGCACGCGCCGCUCCCGCAGCGCCUACCCCUCGGGUUCCGCAAGGCCACCGUCCCCGAAGCGCCUUCCCCCAUGGCCGCGCGCCUGUCCGGAGCCGGGGCGGCUCCGAGGGCCGGAUGCUGGGCGCCCGGGGCGGGGUCGCGGCCGGGGUCAUUGUCCUCGUUGUCUUUGCUGGAGGAGACCCUGGGGCCAGUGAGUGGCCCCUGACUCUGGAGAGCGGUCCCGCCUCGGCCGGCCUCCUGCUGAUGCUCCUGGCCCUGCCCCCAGCGGCCCCCAGCUGCCCCAUGCUCUGCACCUGCUACUCGUCCCCGCCCACCGUGAGCUGCCAGGCCAACAACUUCUCCUCGGUGCCGCUGUCCCUGCCGCCCAGCACGCAGCGACUCUUCCUGCAGAACAACCUCAUCCGCACGCUGCGGCCCGGCACCUUCGGGCCCAGCCUGCUCACCCUGUGGCUCUUCUCCAACAACCUCUCCACCAUCUACCCGGGCACCUUCCGCCACCUGCAGGCCCUGGAGGAGCUGGACCUCGGCGACAACCGGCACCUGCGCUCUCUGGAGCCCGACACCUUCCAGGGCCUGGAGCGGCUGCAGUCGCUGCAUCUGUACCGCUGCCAGCUCAGCAGCCUGCCCGGCAACAUCUUCCGCGGCCUGGUCAGCCUGCAGUACCUCUACCUCCAGGAGAACAGCCUGCUCCACCUACAGGAUGACCUGUUCGCGGACCUGGCCAACCUGAGCCACCUCUUCCUGCACGGGAACCGCCUGCGGCUGCUCACGGAGCACGUGUUCCGCGGCCUGGGCAGCCUGGACCGGCUGCUGCUGCACGGGAACCGGCUGCAGGGCGUGCACCGCGCGGCCUUCCGCGGCCUCAGCCGCCUCACCAUCCUCUACCUGUUCAACAACAGCCUGGCCUCGCUGCCCGGCGAGGCGCUCGCCGACCUGCCCGCGCUCGAGUUCCUGCGGCUCAACGCCAACCCCUGGGCGUGCGACUGCCGCGCGCGGCCGCUCUGGGCCUGGUUCCAGCGCGCGCGCGUGUCCAGCUCCGACGUGACCUGCGCCACCCCCCCGGAGCGCCAGGGCCGCGACCUGCGCGCCCUCCGCGACGCCGACUUCCAGGCCUGCCCGCCCGCCGCGCCCACGCGGCCCGGCAGCCGCGCCCGCGGCAACAGCUCGUCCAACCACCUGUACGGGGUGGCCGAGGCCGGGGCGCCCCCCGCCGACCCCUCCACCCUCUACCGAGACCUGCCCGCCGAAGACCCGCGGGGGCGCCAGGGUGGGGACGCGCCCACAGAGGACGACUACUGGGGGGGCUACGGGGGCGAGGACCAGCGGGGGGAGCAGACGUGCCCGGGCGCUGCCUGCCAGGCGCCCCCGGACUCCCGCGGCCCCGCGCUCUCGGCCGGGCUGCCCACCCCUCUGCUUUGCCUCCUGCUCCUGGCGCCCCACCACCUCUGACUGCGGUGCUGAGACUGAAGAGGCCAUCGUCACCCUCCCCGCCCAGCCCCGCCCCCGGCCUUGCUGCCUUCCU
Lynx canadensis (Canada lynx) is the source of this 1540-nucleotide messenger RNA. It is a transcript of the gene RTN4RL2, whose product is annotated as reticulon 4 receptor like 2. The record is from RefSeq and is a predicted model, not a curated record. NCBI's taxonomy places the organism in Eukaryota, Metazoa, Chordata, Mammalia, Carnivora, Felidae. Gene Ontology annotation, molecular function: protein binding. Bases 1 to 1467 code for a protein of 488 amino acids. The transcript is spliced from 4 exons. Gene Ontology annotation, cellular component: plasma membrane.